CAUAAAACACUCCCUCUUGGUUUUGUUUCACCCACCACUGCCAAAGCUCUCAGAUAUCAAAGUCAAUGCACAGUGGUUGACCAGAGCUUCAUAAGUAGAGAACCAAUGUCCUCCAAAGUCCUGAUGAAUGCCACCUCAUCCUCCAAUAUCACAGAGCCUUCUGUCUACCCGAGUGAGGUGAUGCGUGUCCUGCAGAUGAUUGUGACUGUGAUGAUCUUCCUUUUUGGUGUGUUUCUAAACAGUCUGGUAGUCUGGGUGCUGGGGGUUCGAACUGGCAACCGGAACAGGGGAGCAACUGGCGAAACACAGGGCGCUGGAAGCUUUCGGAUCUAUGUAGUGAACCUGGCGCUCGCUGAUUUAGUGCUGUUGCUACGUACACCGUUAAUGCUAUCCUACUUGGUGCACAACUUCAACUGGACUUUGGGAGAACGCGUAUGCAAGCUGGUCAUGUACUUACGCUGCCUUGGAUUGUAUGCAAGUGCAUUUUUGCUGUGCGCUGUGGCAGUGGAGCGCUGCUUGUGUCUUCUCAGACCUGUCUGGGCUCGACUGAGGCGGCCACGCUGGGCCGUGUUACUAGCCUGCGCUGCAAUCUGGGUGUUAGCUGCACUCCUGGCUUUGCCCUACAUAUAUGCAGCUAAACUCUUUUCCUGGGAGAACCGCACCGCAUGCAUAGAAAGUGAGUUAGGAGCUGGACAAGCCUUGGUUGUAGUGGAGACGAUGGCAGGCUUCUUGCUACCUCUGGUAAUCUUCUUGUCCUGCAAUAUUGCAGUGUUGUUUUGCGCAAAGAAGGCUGAGGCUGGAGUGGCAACAUCCCCGGUGUCAUCACCUACGUCUUCAUCUGGACCAGGUUACACAUCCCAACGGCUAACACGUCUCUACCGGGUACUGUUCCUCACCAUGCUCCUUUUUCUUACCUGCUGGGUGCCGUACUUCACCUGCCGCUUCCUAAAGGCUCUUUCGCAUAAGCGUCCAAACUGGGAAAAGCUCAACAAGGGGGCAACUGGAGGUGCUUACAUUGCACUGUUCCUGGUUUACAUCAAGAGUGCACUAAACCCCAUUCUGUACGUGUUUGCAGCUCGCGGACUAGGCCGCACAGUUCGCGCCUCACUUCUCUCGACAAUUGAACGAGUCUUCAAUGAUGAAAUGUCAGAAUCUUUACGAAAGAAGUCCCUACGGAGAAGAGACUCACAGUUUUAGGGGACUCUUGAAGCGGUUUACUGUAAAUGAAUGAUCUGCUACCAGCUCUAAGUUUCAUAGAGGUCAAAAGAGUAUGGAAAGUUGGACCAGAAGAUCUGCUUGUUGACACAGCAUCUUGGACAACUUUGAUGAACAUUUUCUAGUUGAUCAUAUUGACAACAGGCAGGUAUAGAACACAUUGUGCAGUGCAAUCCACUUUACAUUACAUAAAAUGGAAACACUCUGCAAGAGACUGGGACAUUUUUCAACCAUUCACUGGACAUAUAUAUUUUUUGGAGUCUUUGAAGUACUUGACAGGCUUUAUUAUCUUUUAAAUUAGUUGUAAUGCAAUAAUGCUGCCUUUGCAUUUCAGGAACCUAAUAGCAAACAAAAUAAUGACGUCAAGAUAUGGGUUCUCUUAUGGGCAUUUACAAUUAAGUAGUAUGAUAAAAGGCAUGUGUAGCCUGAUUACUGGGAAUAAAUUAUCCAUUAAUAAAGCUAAAGACAUAUUCUCUCUCUAUGAAUUUAGAACAUGGCCUUUAAGUUUUGAGGUGAACCCUUUUAUUGGGGAAACAUUUAAAAACAAAAUAAACAUUUUAAAAGUUACUUUCAGUUUCAAAGUUUAAAACAACAGAUCAAACAUAAAAGGAAGCAAGAAUGUGAACUGCUGUACUGAUGCAAACUUGACAAAUUUACAUCUUAAAGACUAUGACUUGCAAGAACAAGUUGUUGAUCAACUUACUGAUUAAAGCCGUACAAAGAGCA
This is a messenger RNA of Myxocyprinus asiaticus (Chinese sucker), 1941 nucleotides long. Its product is annotated as C3a anaphylatoxin chemotactic receptor. The record is from RefSeq and is a predicted model, not a curated record. Bases 106 to 1197 code for a protein of 363 amino acids. Gene Ontology annotation, cellular component: plasma membrane. The transcript has 2 exons. Lineage: Eukaryota; Metazoa; Chordata; Actinopteri; Cypriniformes; Catostomidae. Gene Ontology annotation, biological process: phospholipase C-activating G protein-coupled receptor signaling pathway; complement receptor mediated signaling pathway; inflammatory response. Gene Ontology annotation, molecular function: G protein-coupled receptor activity; complement component C5a receptor activity.